Aspergillus nomiae NRRL 13137 is the source of this 564-nucleotide messenger RNA. RefSeq names its product Rheb family small GTPase rhbA (gene rhbA). Lineage: Eukaryota; Fungi; Ascomycota; Eurotiomycetes; Eurotiales; Aspergillaceae. The record is from RefSeq and is a predicted model, not a curated record. Gene Ontology annotation, cellular component: plasma membrane. The transcript has 4 exons. Gene Ontology annotation, molecular function: GDP binding; GTPase activity; GTP binding. The coding region runs from base 1 to 564 and encodes 187 amino acids. Gene Ontology annotation, biological process: small GTPase-mediated signal transduction.
AUGCCUACUGCACCAAAACAGCGAAAGAUAGCUAUCGUUGGUAGUCGGUCUGUGGGUAAAUCUUCCCUUACGGUUCGAUUUGUUGAGCAUCAUUUUGUAGAAAGUUAUUAUCCGACUAUCGAGAACACGUUUAGUCGAAUCAUCAAAUACAAUGGCCAAGAUUUUGCAACGGAAAUUGUUGACACAGCUGGUCAAGAUGAGUACAGUAUCUUGAACUCCAAGCACUUUAUUGGGAUUCAUGGGUAUAUCAUUGUCUACUCGGUGGCGUCCCGCCAGUCUUUCGAUAUGGUGAGGGUUAUUCGAGACAAGAUACUAAAUCACCUUGGAGCGGAUUAUGUGCCCCUUGUGGUUGUCGGAAACAAAAGUGAUUUGAAAUCCGAACAACGUCAAGUAUCAUUGGACGAAGGCCGGGGCUUAGGAGAAGACUUCCAUUGUGCUUUUACCGAGGCUAGUGCCCGUCUUGGCUACAAUGUUGAGAAAGCCUUUGAUUUAAUGAUAGGGGAGAUCGAGAAGUCCCAGAAUCCGUCGCAACCCACAGGAGGGAACAAGUGUGCCGUAAUGUGA